Dermochelys coriacea (leatherback sea turtle) is the source of this 2636-nucleotide messenger RNA. RefSeq names its product procollagen C-endopeptidase enhancer (gene PCOLCE). Lineage: Eukaryota; Metazoa; Chordata; Testudines; Dermochelyidae. The record is from RefSeq and is a predicted model, not a curated record. Gene Ontology annotation, molecular function: protein binding. Bases 111 to 1514 code for a protein of 467 amino acids. The transcript has 9 exons.
GCCCCUCCCCCCCAGCUCCUUCCCAUUAAGGCUGCGCUGAGCCCGACUCGCCGCUUCCCGGCCCGUCCGCGCAGGGACCAGACCAGAACCGGACCCGAACCGGCCCCAGCAUGAGCCCGGCCCGGAGCCCGCCGCUGCCGCUGUUGCUGUUGCUGUGGGGCUGCGCCAUGGGGCAGAGCGACCCGAACCCCGCCCCUGCCCCUGCCCCUAACGCCACGAGGCCUGUAUUCCUGUGUGGCGGGGAACAUGUGGGCGACUCGGGGUACAUCGCCAGCGAGGGGUUCCCCAACCACUACCCGCCCAGCAAAACCUGCACCUGGACCAUCACGGUGCCCGAGGGCCAGGUGGUGAUGCUCUCCUUCCGGGUCUUCGACCUGGAGCCGGACCCCGGCUGCCGCUACGACUCGCUGGAGGUCUUCAACGGGCCCUCGGUGGGCGCCCAGACCCUGGGCCGCUUCUGUGGCACCUUCCGGCCCGGGGCCCUGCUCUCCACCGGCCGCCACAUGCUGCUGCGCAUGGUGACGGACGAGGGCACCGGGGGCCGCGGGUUCCUGGUCUGGUUCAGCGCCGGCCUGCCCCACGUCAACGAGCAUCAGUUCUGCGGGGGAAAGCUGGAGAAGCCCCAGGGCAGCCUCAAGACCCCGAACUGGCCCGAGAGCAACUACCCAGCUGGGAUCAGCUGUUCCUGGCACAUCAUCGCGCCCCCGGGCCAGGUGGUGGAACUGACCUUCGGGAAGUUCGACGUGGAGGACGACACCUACUGUCGCUACGACUACGUGGCCGUUUUCCACGGGGGGGCCACCGACGACUCCCGGCGCGUUGGCAAGUUCUGCGGGGACCGUGCCCCCGGCCCCAUCUACUCGGAGGGGAACGAGCUCCUGGUCCAGUUCGUCUCGGAUCUCAGCGUCACGGCCGACGGCUUCGCGGCCUCCUAUGCCAUCAAGAGCCCCACGGAGGUGACCGAGACGGCCGCGAAACCCGCCCCCGGGAUCUUCCCCGGCUCCAAACCGGGCCAGGCCGGCACCAAGCCCGCCGCGAAACCCAAACCGGCGCCCGAGCCCAAACCCACCACCAGGGCCCCGCCCGAGGCCGAGCCGCCCAGCACCAAGACGCCGGCCAAGGUUCAGUGCCCCCAGAAAUGCCGCCGGUCGGGAAGUCUCCAGGGCCACUUCUGUGCCAACGACUUUGUUAUCACCGGCACUGUGAAAACCGCCGUGCGAGGGGCUGGCGACCGGGUCACAGCCACCAUCUCGCUCCUCAACACGUACAAGGCCGGAGCCCUGAGCCUGCCCCAGGCCGAGAAAGGGGCCACCCUGCGCCUGGAGGUCCCCUGCCGCCAGUGCCCUGCCCUCAAGAAAGGUUCCAGCUACAUCUUCAUGGGCCGGGUGAACGCCGCAGGGGUCGGCGAAUUGCCCCCUGAGGGCUUCGUGGUCCCGUAUCGCCUGCAGCAGCACCAGGUCCUCACUACGCUCAGCAAGCGCCCGUGUGGGGGGGUGCCGAAGAAGAACGCUUGAUCCCGGAGGGGCUAGGGUUGGGGGUGUUGGGUCUGACUUGCGGGGAUGUUGUCUCUCCCCCCCCCGCUGCCCAGCCCCGAGAGGCCAGCUCCCUGUAUCCAAAUAAAGGAGCAAAGCGGACGUUCCGCCUGCGGUGUGGUACGCCGGGGUCAUGCCCCCCUUCGCACGGCAGAAUCUCCGUGCGAAUCGCACAAGCACAGAUCACUAUGCAGCAGCUCCCACGGGCCAGGGCAGAGAUGCAGCCCCCCCACCCCCCUUUUCCUGCUCUAACCCACCAGCCUCCCCUGCCCUCCCAGAGUCGGGGAGAGAACCCAGGAGUCCUGGCUCCCAUCCCCCUCCUCCACUCUAACCCACCAGCCCCCACCCCCCUCCCAGAGCCUGGAGAGAACCCAGGUGUCCUGGCUCCCCGCCCCUCUGAGGCUCCCGCUUGGUUCAGGGUGGGGGUGGGGGGGGAGCUGGUUCCAUGCGCCCCCUGGUGGCUGUCCCAGGGUUUGGCCUGGACUCGGCUCCAGGGGGCCUGGCCCCCUCUGUGCAGCUCUCAGUGGGUUGGCGGCUGGGGGGGGCAGGCGGGGAUAAUGGACUUGCGGGGCACGGGGCUGGAUGGUGGAGGAGCGAGCGGGGAGCGAAAACAGGCCUGGCCAGGGAUAAAUUCGUUCCGGCUUCGCUCUAGUUUCUGUUUCAUGCGGGGUUGGCUCGGAUCCGGAGUCACUUCAGAGCAGAACUCCCUUUCCAAUCCCCCCACGUUCCGGUCCGCUUGGGGUUUGCUCCAGAGUCACUCUGGAUUCACCCCACUCCUGCGGCCUCCACUGGGAAAGCAGGGGCGGGGCCGAGUCGGGGCUCACGGCCAGGACAGCUUUUGUGGGGGCGCAUCCUCUGUGUGACACAGACACCUCCCUCCCUGAGGACCCUGGGGUGGGGGAACCCUGUGUUCCCCUCCCCGGCUCUGUCUCCCAGCCCCCCAGGUGUACAGCCCCCCCAGCCCCGCUGAGCUUCCCCACUGGUAGUUCACCCCCCUCCCUGGGCCCCAGCCCUGACCCAGAGGGACCCUGGGGGGAGGCUGGGCCCUGGCUGGUGCUGGGCCAGUGACCACGGGCAGUGGGACAGGUGUCUGUGCUGCCCGGU